Giardia duodenalis is the source of this 591-nucleotide messenger RNA. RefSeq names its product putative tRNA intron endonuclease. Bases 1 to 591 code for a protein of 196 amino acids. The record is from RefSeq and is a predicted model, not a curated record. Gene Ontology annotation, molecular function: nucleic acid binding; tRNA-intron lyase activity. Gene Ontology annotation, biological process: tRNA splicing, via endonucleolytic cleavage and ligation. Lineage: Eukaryota; Fornicata; Diplomonadida; Hexamitidae. The transcript has a single exon.
AUGGCUCUUUCCCUGGGUGAAUUACCCUUCCAGGACGGGCCUGCUGAAACGCUAACGACGGAAGUCGAGCCUGAAGCGAUAAAUAUCCGAAACAUCCCACCGAAGCUUAUUACCCUUCGAGCAGGAUCCAUCUAUGUCUUGGACGAGACAAUGGCUAAGGCUCUGUGGAGAGCUGGAUACGGGCAAUAUGUCAGUAGGGACGCAGGCAACACAGAGCUUAUUCUCCGGCCCUCCGAGGCGAGCUUUGCAGUCGAACACGAUGGCUUUCUGCUUCAGUGUGACCUGAAUGCCCCCGUGCAGGUCAAAGAUUGGAACACCGUCCUCGCUGAUUACAUCAUCUUCAAGCAACUUCGCCUCAACCAUGGUCUGUACCCCCGUAAUGGGAUUAAAUUUGGCUGUGACUAUACCGUUUAUAGAGUACCAACUCCCGAGCAAGCUCACUCAGAUUUCCUUCUCCAAGUUGUGACGGGGACGUCUACCGGUGUAGCGUCUCUCUGCGAGCUUGCACACCGGUAUCAUAAGAGUGUGAUGCUCGCAAGUCUUGUUGAUGGCGAGCCCGUCGUUCAAGUCUUGGAUGUCUAUCUUGUCUGA